CGAAACCAAGACUAUGUACGUGUGCUGCGCUUUAACGUCAACGUGUCGUUUUUACAACUGAAUAAUUUUAGUAAAACAGUAAGGAUGUUUUCAAGUUGUUUGUUCAUUGUAUGACCUUGAUGUUAUCGACAGUACACGCCAACAACACUUGUAAUGUUAUUUUGUUAACGAUACGACCUGAGUGCCUGCAAGGCUGCAUUUUUAAGGGUGUGUGACUGCAAAAAUCCUUCGCCGUUCAGGAACUUGAGGAAGCAAUGCGAGAUGAGAGUUUCCAUGAUUUGAGAUUUUGAGUACAGAAAUUUCCUCUAGGCCUACCGGUACCCAGCAGUGGGUAUUGGGUUUGCUUGCUGUGCUGCCACUGGGUCACAUAAGCACGUUAAGGAAUCCAACUGCAAGUCGAUGAAAACCAAAAACGUGCAGUCGGAUGACGCAGAGCAGAGGGUGGGACUGCUGGUCACCAGUGAAGACAUGAAGCAGGCAACCGGUGACUUAAGGCCACGGGACAAUAACGUGAAGAAUGGCAAGCUGUUUGUGUGUUGCGCCUGUGCCCUUAUGGCAGCGUUCAGCAUGGGCUUGGCGAUUGGUUACUCUUCCCCCGCGGAUCCAGAUCUGCAAAGCAAGGGGAUACUAUCAAGGGAUCAAGUCUCCUGGUUUGCGGCUCUUGUUACAAUCGGCGCCAUGAUUGGCGGGCUCAUUGCCGGUUUUCUCGUGGGACUGGUCGGGCGUAAGCUGACCCUCAUGACGUGCGCCCUGCCGUUCGUCGCAGGCUGGGUUCUGCUGGCGACCUGCACGGCUGUCUGGUUGCUGUACAUCGGACGGAUACUGACCGGUAUAGGGGCCGGAAUGACGACACUGGUCACUCCGGUGUACAUCGCUGAGAUGUCCAGUCCUCAACUCCGAGGUAUGCUUGGUGCUAGCUUUCAGCUGAUGAUCACCCUCGGCAUUCUGGUUGCCUACGCUCUCGGCAUCCCCUUUAACCACGUCUGGUUGGCCAUCGUUGGAGCGGGCUUUGCUGCUGCCCUCGUGGUCACCAUGUGCUUCAUGCCGGACACGCCGCGAUUCUACUUGAGCCAGCACCAGCGAGAGAGGGCGCUGGUUGUGCUGGGCUGGCUGCGAGGACCCAACGCGGACGUCGGUGUGGAAUGUAGAGAAAUAGAGGACGCGUUAGACAAUUCCAAUGAGAGUUUUUCCAUCCGUGAGUUCUGCCAAGUAUCGCUGCUCAAGCCGCUCUUCAUCUCCAUCAUGCUGAUGAUUUUCCAGCAGUGCAGUGGCAUCAACGCCGUCAUGUUCAACGCCAAGGACAUCAUGACGUCGGCCGUUCAGGGUAUCUCUCCCGACGCGGCUACGAUCGUCCUGGCAGCGGUCCAAGUCGGCGCGACGUUUGUGAGUGUCAUACUCAUGGACGUGACUGGCAGGAAAAUUCUACUCAUCCUGGGAGGUGCUCUAAUGGCGAUCAGUUCUGGCACCUUUGGCCUCUACUACCAACUCACAGGCAAUCAGAACAUCACAACAACUGUCGUGCCAGCCUGCGAUUUCCUCGGUAGCGCCACAGUUUGUCCUUCCCCUGCCGACCACCCAGACCUAACCUGGUUGUCCCUAGUCAGCAUCAUCAUCUACAUCAUCGGAUUCUCCAUCGGCUGGGGACCCAUCCCCUGGCUGAUCAUGUCGGAGAUUUUCCCGACGAAAGCUCGGGGCGCGGCAAGCGCCAUCGCCACAGUCACCAACUCGAUGUUUGCGUUUCUCGUCACCAAGACUUUUACACAACUUGAGGACGCACUGACCAGGCAAGGCACAUUCUGGCUCUAUGCUGGUGUCUGCGUCGUCAGUGUCAUCUUCGUUUUAUUCCUCGUUCCUGAGACGAAAGGCAAGACGCUUGAGGAGAUAGAAGCAGGCUUCACCGGCCAAAACCUGCAUAGUAAUGUGCAUCCCACUUCUGACCCCGAUAAGGAUGGAGUCAAUGACUAAUGUUUGACCAUCUGCUUAACGCAUUGUGAGUUUAGAAAAAAAAAGACCUUGUUGCUUAGACUAAAGGCAAGACACUUUGGGAGAAAGCAGGGGUAGAAGUCUGUAAACAUAAAGUAUCAGGUGAAUAUUUUAAGUUAGCUUAGUAUGAUCCGUAUUAAGAUUUAGUAUUUAAAUUUCUGUGCCAUUACAAGGUUAUGGUUUUAUUCUGUUUGAGGCCGUUCAACACUGAGUGAAGAGACUUUGAGGUGGAUUUUUCUUGGGAACAUAUUUUUGCAACUUUCUACUCCUUUUAAAAUUCAUGAAAACCAUUUGACAUCCCUUUUUGGAUAAUGUUAUUGAAAAGUGCACUUCUUUCAACUUUAUUUUAAGUCCAUGUUUUUCCUAACAACUGAGGGUGUUGUUGCUAUGAUGUCAUUUCAGGAAGACACUGUCCAGUUUAUGGGUUUUCCGUUCAAAUUGUGAACCAAAAAUUUUGCUCAAUGAAAAUU
Molecule: messenger RNA, 2453 nt
Organism: Patiria miniata (bat star)
Lineage: Eukaryota; Metazoa; Echinodermata; Asteroidea; Valvatida; Asterinidae
Product: solute carrier family 2, facilitated glucose transporter member 8-like
Exons: 9
Coding region: 400-1965 (521 amino acids)
Biological process (GO): carbohydrate transport; transmembrane transport
Cellular component (GO): membrane
Molecular function (GO): sugar transmembrane transporter activity
Source: RefSeq, a predicted model, not a curated record